AUGACAGAACCCAUUCUUUAUUCUGACAAAUUUAUCAUAAUCACAACAAAAAAUUUAACCAUUAAAAAUUAUUAUUUUCCAUUUGCUACUUCGUUUGUUAUUCCAUUAAUAAAAAUCGUUUCAGUUGAUACAGCCGAAGAGUUAAACCUUGGAUUUUUUUCGUUAAAGAGUUGGGGGAUGCCAUGUUCAAAUAUUUGGUUCGCUUUAGACUUUAGUCGCCAUUUUAAUCCUAAAAGUAAAAUCGGUGUUAUUAAAGUGGAAAAUCAAAUGUGUCGAAAGGGAUUUUCUGUGGAAGAUGUCACGGGUAUCGAUGUUUUAAAAAAAGCUUGGAGAGAUGCAAAAAAUUUAUGA
Molecule: messenger RNA, 351 nt
Organism: Scutellospora calospora
Lineage: Eukaryota; Fungi; Glomeromycota; Glomeromycetes; Diversisporales; Gigasporaceae
Source: the annotation of a GenBank genome assembly